Peromyscus eremicus (cactus mouse) is the source of this 3755-nucleotide messenger RNA. RefSeq names its product zinc finger protein 120-like. The record is from RefSeq and is a predicted model, not a curated record. NCBI's taxonomy places the organism in Eukaryota, Metazoa, Chordata, Mammalia, Rodentia, Cricetidae. The transcript is spliced from 8 exons. Bases 2743 to 3210 code for a protein of 155 amino acids. Gene Ontology annotation, biological process: regulation of DNA-templated transcription.
UGCACUCAGAGUUAGGUGUGGAUCCACAUACAUAAAUAAAUUAUUGUAGCUUUUAAAAAGACAGUAAAAGAGAAGUAGCAACUGUAUUAUCUCCACUGUAGUACAAGCCGGGGAACUCAGGCAUUAGAGAGAAACUGUGAGUAAAGGCAUCUGGAAACUCCUUUUAAAGAUUUUUAUGCAUACAUACUUACAGGCAGUGUUUUAGUGAUAAAGUUUCCUGGCUGUGCAAGUUUUAUAUGGCAGGACACCUAUGUUGGGUUCAUACCUAGAUUGCUGGGGAGACAUCAUAUUAUUUAUUGAACAAAUAAGUUUUUACCUGUAAUAAAACAUGUGACAGAAGAACUCAAUGAGGAAUGGUAUAGGUUGGCUAGCAAUUAGAGGGUGCAGUCCCUUGUGGGAAGGCAUACUGGCAAAAGAAUAAGGCAGUGCUUCACAUUUCAGCUCCAGUCAGGAAGCAGAAAGCUGAGCUCAACUUGUUUGUUCUUUCAGUUUCACCUGAGACCCCAGAGAAUGAAGUGGUGCCACCCAGAUUCAGGGUGGGACAUCCCUCCUGAUUUUUAUCCUCUCUCGAAACUUCCUCAGAGAAGAUACAUCCAGAGAUGUGUUUCCACAGUGACUGUAAGCCCUGUCAAGUUGACAACGAUGUCUGUUACAGUGAUGUUCUGUUUGUGCACUGGAGUCAGAUGGGGUAAGAUGAUGAAAAGAAGCAUAAGAUUAUGCUUUGAAAUUACCAGAUGCUUCGUGUUCUGGAAUUCAAGGAUCAUUGGACAAAGCAGGGUGAUCUUGGAAGGGAAAGACAUCUUCAGCAAUCCAUCACUUUCUGUUUUCCAGUCUUGUCAGUAAAUGUUCAAAUGCUGUGAAAAUAGUACCACUUACACCUCAGACCUUCCAGUGGCUAUCACAACUGUCCAGCUACUUCUGUAAUUGCUUCUAUCUGCUAUUUUCCAAGUUCUGGUCACUUUAUUUCCAUGGGUGAGAACUGAACAGGUAGAAAUGAAUAGCCCUGAGAAACUAUAUCACCUGCGCCCCCAAACCAUAUACUAUGCAGAUUGAGCGUUCCAGUAAAAGAACAGUAUGGUUUGCAAGAAAACUCAGUGCAAUCUCUGCAAACAGGACACUGGAUAAAAUCCCUUCACAAAAUCAGGGAAGCAUAGCAAUAGACCAGCUGGACAUGGAUUCCUCAAGCAUUGCCUUUAUUGCUGGCUGCUGCUUCUGCAGUGUCACAGAUAUAAGGCAGGAAUGUCAGGAAGGGAAUAUGGAUUUGGGGGCAAAUGUCUGGGUGGAGUCAUCCCAUGUGGACUCCAUGUCAAAGACCAAUUCCAAUGGUCCAAGUAACAGGGGGUCAGGGAGCCCUGCACAAAUGUUGCUAUUUGCUUUUUUGAGCAAGGUAUGGCUUACAACAGAGGCUUGCCUAAACUUCACAGUGAUGAUUCUGACUCACUCUACUCACUUUGGAGAUUACAACUGUCUGCCAUACGUAACUUCCUUUAAAAAAUGCAGAAUUAAUAUAAGUCAGGUGUAGUAGUGUUGAUCUUUAAUCCUAGUACCCUGGAAGCAGAGGCAAACUGAUCUCUUUGAGUUCAGGGCUAGCCUGGUCUACAAUAGUGAAUUCCGGUUCAGCCAUGUCUUCAUAGUUAGAAGCUGACUGAAAGAAAAAAAGAAUAGAAGCACAAUUUAAAAUACUUGCUUUUAAUUUGGUUUCCUUAGUUUCUCUAAUAAUGUAACACUGAGGAAAAAAUAAAUCAGUAGAUUCAUAUAUAAGUUCUCAUAAAUAAGAUAUUUUAAGUUUGGCUAAGUGUAAAUAUUAAUAUCUUCCUGUAUAGUUAAGAAGGAUAUAAUCAAUUAAGAAAUAAUACAUGUUCUAUGUAGUUGUCAGACUUCUAAGAGCCUCGAUACUAAAUGAUUUUUAUUUAAUCUGAGUGAUUAAAUAAAGAUCCAUUUUGAUUCCAGAAGACUUAGUUGACUAAAAUUCUGUAUUUACAAUGUUUGGCCUUUUAUACAGAAUAAUGAUUUGCGAGAUUGAAGUUUUUGGUGUAUACUAUAUUUAAAUUAAACUUUCUUUUUGCAAAAAUGAAAAUCAUAACAUGUUUCCCAGAGCUGGUCUGUGGUAUCACUAACCCAAAAAACCCAAACAGGUAGGUUUGUUUUUCCCUCUGUUGGUUUCAAAGCAAAACCGUGCUAGCAACCCAGAAAUGAGUCCUCAGCCCGUAGACGUUCCUCAAAGUUGAGGUCUCUCACUAUAGAGGUUCCAGCAACCUCAACUCUCUUUCUAGGUGGGAUGGUUGCCUCCCUCACCUCAUCCUGUAGGCUAUUUUAGAAAAACAAAGGGCCUAAGCACAGUAUUAGCCUUGGCCCACCAGACACUUUACAGCUUUAUGAUGUAAUUCCAAGGAGACCCUCCAUCAUGGAGCCACUCCAACUUCCUGUAGUCGCUGCUUCAGGUGUUAUGGUAGGAUCAAGUUCUAUUUACUGAAAUUUAAAUCUCUGCAGCUGUAGGACAGAUCUGUCGCUUCAGUGCACGCAGUCAUUAGGGAGCGUGUCCUGUCACUCAGGACACACUACCCAAUCAUGGCCUCCGGGUGUACCCGCCACUCAGAAUGGGCGGCGGGCUCUUCCGGGUCUCCAUGCUGAGGGUUCAGCUCUGUCUGUAGCUGAGCGGUUGUGAGUGGGUGCGUGUGCAGCGCUGUGAACGCUGUUGCUGGAAGCUGUGGGGAGAGCACGGGCGAACUGGGAAGCGACAUCAUGGAUUCAGUGACCUUUGAGGACGUGCAUAUGCACUUUACUCAGGAAGAGUGGGCUUUGCUGGAUCAUUUCCAGAAGAGUCUGUACAAAGAUGUGAUGCUGGAAACCUGCAAGAACCUCACUGCUAUAGGCUACAAAUGGGAAGACCAUAAUAUUGAAGAACCUUGUGAAAGUUCUAGAAGAUAUGAGAGUGAAUCAAGACCAUUCCUAACAGAGACCUUUCAAGUCUCCAAAAGCAGGAGAGGUCCCACAAUUAUAUUUACACUUGGAUUGAAAGUUCAGCACUGUUGCAGCCAUCUUUGUUUAGUAGUGUUUGAUCCUCAGUGUGGAGACUGUGAGAGCUUAUUGAAUCAAGCUGUGAAUGUGAAGCCUGGGCUGCCUUUUCAGGUAGCUGUUUUGAAAUACCCUGGGAUUUCUACUGUUCUACACAGACUUGGAGAAGAUAAUCUGUGGAUACCAUCAAAUUGAUAAGAUUUGAUUUGAAAAAGAGAGACCACUUAAUUAGAAGAGGUGAUAGUUCAUCAACGAGUGACCAUCCAAUUUAAACUUAUAUCAUUAACACAUGCCUUUUCAUUUAAUCAGAUGUAACUUGCCAAAAAGGAACCUCCCCAAAGUUAGUCUUGGGGGAAGGUUUUUGUUUUUGUCUUUUAGGAGAAUGAAGGCUAAGAAAUCUGAAGAACACUGGACAAAUAAGACAACUGAAGAAAAAGGAGAAAUCAUCUAAAAAUUUCCCAAGAAAAAGAGUAAAAUUGCCUACUGGUAUAUCAUCUUUAAAAUUUCAUAAGUCUUCCUAAAUGUUUGUCUCUGCUCUUCUCUAAAUGCAUUUAACACUAAUGGUCUUCUUGUAGUCCCAGUUAAAUUAAAUUUAAAGCUGGCUUUGGAGUUGGAGAAUGGCUCUCUCCUUCUUUAAACCCAAGCAUGUUGUUAAAAGGAAAAUGCAAACUCUCUGUAUUAUGCCAGAGGAAAGAGCUAUCUUCUGAUAUGGGACAGGAGAAAACAAACAAAACACUUUA